AUGGAUAAUCUUCCGCCGUACGUGAACAAUAAUAACGACCAAAGACGUAGUACUGCAACUGAAAGAGCAACAGAUAAUUGGAUUUGUAUCACUUGUUCUUAUGGCAAUCCCUUAUAUACGGAACAAUGCCAGAUGUCUAAUGCUGAUCAUGUAGGACCAAGAACCACAGUCGAUAUGUCGUCUUUUACUUCUCCUACCACAAUAGUACAAAAAUCUACUUUCGUAUCACAAACAAGUAAAACAAAAUCACCACAGCUAGAAGAGGAAAAUGAUAUUAUGGAUUACCAACCAGCUCUUUCUCCACACGUCAGAACAAAGCAUUCAGCUCAAAAUGAAUGGAGCUGUAGCGAAUGUACAUUUUUAAAUGCAAACGACGAUGAAUAUUGUUCUAUAUGUAAUAAAGGAAUCCGACCGAAUUCCGGCCAUCAAAUAAUUGUAUCAGGAGUAAAAUGUAAUACGAAAAUCGGUAUUGGCACAAUACAUUUGAAAAAUGGUCAAGAUAAGCACAAUUUGUUAAAUAAAAUCAGAACUACUCAUUUAUGUUCGGGAGAGGCAACAACUAUAGUUAGAUUUGUUAACGAAAUUGAAUUAUCGUCUUAUCUAGUGUUGGAUAAUCAACAGCAACAGUUACCAACGACGACUGAAAUAAGCAGAAGAUGGGUCGAAGUAUUGAAUAAUCAGAAUAAUAAACAGCCAAUAUUCCAGAUACUAUCAAAACAGUUUCCAAAUAUUAUUCGUGUUACCUCAUACUCAAUCGAAGAAUUAUUGAUAGCCAUGAAUAUUGGUGUUUUCCAGAUACAAGGACAAAUAGCUACAAUUUAUGCUAAUUGCAAUUGCAGCUACUUCGAAGAUUUAAAAGCCCAGAAUAUUAAUUCAGAUAUGUUAUUCUGUUGUAUUGCAACCCAACUAAAUAUGUCCGAACAAGAACGGAUGCAAAAUGCCACUGAAUGUAAACAAAAAGCCAGUGAUUUAUAUAUAAUGUUACAAGAACAACGUUCGAGUAUCGAUACUAAUUUAAAACAGCUAAAAUCUUCUUUUUAUACACAAAUUAAUUCUGAAUCUAACAUGGCUAUUAUUUUAGCUUCUUAUCAAGAGCCAAGCAUACAAAAAUGGGUCAGGAUAAAUCAUAUUAAUGUUUUAGGACAUUUAGCACGUAAAGUUGAACAACUUUCAUUACGCUUGGUUGUUAAACCGAUACCCAAAGAAAUGACUAUGCGAACACUUACUUCGCAAAGCAUAUUUAACAACAGCGUUAAAAAAAACAGAUCAAAUCGGCGCUCAAGCUGUACUUGA
Didymodactylos carnosus is the source of this 1293-nucleotide messenger RNA. The record is from the annotation of a GenBank genome assembly. NCBI's taxonomy places the organism in Eukaryota, Metazoa, Rotifera, Eurotatoria, Philodinida, Philodinidae.